Molecule: messenger RNA, 4718 nt
Organism: Bolinopsis microptera
Lineage: Eukaryota; Metazoa; Ctenophora; Tentaculata; Lobata; Bolinopsidae
Product: ras-interacting protein RIP3-like
Exons: 17
Coding region: 912-3980 (1022 amino acids)
Biological process (GO): protein ubiquitination
Cellular component (GO): nucleus
Molecular function (GO): protein binding; ubiquitin protein ligase activity
Source: RefSeq, a predicted model, not a curated record
AGCCACUAGAUAUGAUCUACAGUAAGCAUGAGAAAGAGAAAAAAGAUCUCUAUGAGGACUGAGGAGAGAGUACUUCAGCCAGAAAAAGAAUCCUAUGUCCCACUAGGCGAAAUGGUCCCAGGGAGGACUCCCAACCCACCGCUUCGGUGGAAAGUUGAUGCACCUUAUACAAGCACAAGCCACUUUGGUCUACUUGCUGUGAGCUUUCUCAGCUACAACUUUGAAGAAAACCCAAAAUUAAAUUAUUCUAGUAAUGUAGUUAUUUUAAAAUAAUCUGUACAGGCAAAAUAUUUAAGGGUUAUUACUCACAAUUUUUUGCUUUGGCACCCCUUCUCUCACAAAAUUUUGUAAAAGCAAAAACCAGAAAUCUGGAGAUUUGAGAGGGUUUGUUAUUAAAAUUUCUUCAAAACAAAGUGUUGUCUGUUUGACAACACUUUCUUUGACAUAAGGAUUAAGGGUGUCUUAUCCAUAUGCUGCAUGAAAUGUCACUGAAUUUGAAGUAAGCAUAGCAACAAAAGAAUGAGAAGGAAAAGAGAUACCUGUAUCAAACUCAUCGAAGCAGUCCAGCUUCUGUUUAUAUUUCUCCAUAGGAGGAAAGUUGAGCAGUUUUACAGGCCAAAAGAACCCCAUAUUGUAUAUAAUAAUUUUUACAACAGCUAAAUAUAUAAGCAUAAUAAUUUAUGCACCAUGAUCAAACUGAUGGCUAAUCUCCAGUGCUAGAGAACAAUCCAUUUUCCUAUUUAGUAAUAACAUCAAGGAGUGUUGGUUUUCUCAAAAUUUAGAGUGUUGGUUUUCUCACAUUUUAGAUUUACUGCCCUUAAUAUCUUUUUAAACUAUACAUUUCAUGAUUUAUAGGGUGUUGAUAACGGCUGCAUGUCAGACAGGGAAUGUAUAAAUAACAGUGGCCCCUUAUGACAGAGGAAGACAGUUUGGUGUUGUCAGAUCUAAAUCAAGAUCUCCAAGAUGAACUUGAACUGUUGAAAGAAAUAUUUUUCAAGGAAAUUCAACUUUUUGACAGGGGUGAUGAGUUUGAGUUGAAGGUUUCAUUGACUCCCUGUACUGGUGAUAGAUGGGAUCUCAAAUAUGUGUUCCUGGACUUAACUAUGAUUAUCAAUAAAGUGGAAUAUCCGGAUAUAAAACCACCCACUUUUAAAUUUAGUCGAGUGAGAGGAAUAUCACAAGAUCACCAGGACAGAAUACUACAUGAGCUAUCUGAACUCUCCACUACACGAGUAGGAGAUAAUAUACUAUACGAGCUUAUAGAACUAGUACAGGAUACAUUAACUCAUAAUAACAUGCCUGCUGGUAACUGCCCCAUCUGUCUGGACAGUUUUAGCGGUUAUUGCCAUUUCACGAUAACAGAAUGUACGCACUAUUUUCACAUGGCGUGUCUUAACGAACAUCUUAAACAUCUGGAAAAGGAUGAGGACGGCUUUACUGAGCCGAGGUGUCCAAGUUGCCGUGAAAUUUUAGAUGAUGAUUAUGUGGAAGCCCUGCAAAGAAACACCAACGAAUUGGGACUAAAAUGCAAUCUACAUAAAGGGGGCAAAGAAAAACUCGUGUUGAGUCCGUCACUGCGUGAACAGACAAGAAAGUAUAAAGAAAUGUUUGAAGCAAUGUAUUUGAAACAAAAAGCAAACAAUUCCUUUUUUACUGGUGACACGCAUGUACUUGAUUUGACCUCCCGCAAUGUGGUGGCUAGAAGUAUUGAAAAUGCAACACAAGAAAGAGAGCAAGAGAUAAGGUCUCAGAGUGUUGUGGCAGAAGUUCCGACAUCAAGCACCGAGAAACCCAUUCUACCCACUGAGAAGCCACUGCAAGAAAAACAAGGUUCAGAAGAGUCUCUGAUAAUUUCAUUCUCCAAUCUGAUGGAAUCAACAACCCCAGACCCCAACAAUCUGUCCCAGGACAAGUUAGGCAGCACGUGUUCCACUGCUCCCAGCAACAUUGAAGAUAACCAAUCAGAGCUGAGUGUGAGUUUAUCCCACCAAUCAGAGCUGAGUGGGAGUCUGUCUCAUGAGAGUGUUCAGUAUAUCGAGAAGGAUGAUCUCUGUCACACUGAUGACGAGGAGGUUGAUGAUAAGAUACCAGUAGAUCUUACUGAGUUGAGUGCAGUUCAGUUAUCAGAUGAAGACAACUCAGCAGAGAGCUAUCCUGAGAUAACACCUGAAUACGCUUCUCUUACAAAAGAGGCAAAGAUUGUGAACAUCGAGGAAGAAACUCCUGAGGAAAUCAAUGCUUUGCAGAAACAGGAUGAACAAGAAAAGGAAAUAGACAUGGAAGAAGAAAAAGUAGAAAAUGAACAAGAAGAACACAAAGAAAAAGUUAGAGAGAAAGAAGAAAUAGUAGAGCAGAAAGAAAAAAUCAAUGUAUCAAUCAACGAAGAGGUGAAAGAAGAAAUAGAGAAGAUUGAUGAAGUUAUCCCCGCCACAGAACCUAUAGAUGAAGUUAAACCCGCUGACAAAACAGAGGAAGUUGUCCCCGCCGCAGAGAAAGAAGAAGUUAUUCCCGCUACAGAAACAAAAGAAGUUAUCCCCGCCGAAGAGAAAGGAGAAGUAGUUGAAGAUGAAGUCUCUGUAGAAACGGAACCAGAAAUCCAGCCUGACAGUGUUCCCGAAGUUGAGAUUCCCACAGAGGAGGUAACACCAGAAGAUGUCAUUGUAGAGAAGAUAGAAAAGGAAGAGAUGGUUAAAGAAGAAGAGUCCAUCAAAGACGACACAGAAAAUCAUGAGGACGACGUUUUCAGUGAAGCUGUUGAAGAAACGUCACAAAUCACAAAUGUACAAAACGAAACAGAAGAGGAAAAAGAGAGCAAUUCCAAGAUGACGAAUGGAGGGGGAGAAGAGGAAGAUGAGGACAUAAGUGAAGUGAGCGAAGUUACCGUGGUUUCUCAUAAGAGCGUCUCUUUCAACGAUGAUUCGAAAAAUACAGAAUCAAGGGAGAUCCAGACCCAAACUCGUCGAGUUAAGAGAAACAGAAAUAGGAGACGAAGCAACAACAGAGAGGGACAAUUCAGAGAGGGUGAUACUGGUGGUAGAGGAGGAGGAAGAGGAGGAUACAAUCAGCAACAUCACCACCAGAGAGGUGGAUACCAUCACCACAACCAACAACAACAACAACAACAACAACAACAACAACAGCAACAGCAACAACAACAGCAACAACAGCAACAACAGCAACAACAACAACAACAACAACAACAACAAGAUGGUGAGGUAGUUUACAGAAGAGAAGCUGGGCGAGGAGGGAACAGGGCAGAGAACUGCAGAUCAUACCAUGAGGACCAGCACAACAGGAACAACGGGCAGGAUUACCGGAGACAUUCCUUCUCCGAGCACUCGCAGAACUGGAGGUCAGAUAACGGCCAGACUGGAGACAAGAGACACCAGCGACCAAGGGAAUACUACCAACAACAGCCUCCCCAACAGCCAAGGUUUAAACCUCCAAGGAUUCUGAGGCAGGAAGCCCUGGCUCAAGCUAAGAAGCUCAGUCAGGCUCUGAGUAACCAGGAACAACUUACACCCAACAUGCACAAGAUCCCUGUGUCCCUAUACAACCCCACCGGGGGCCCAGGGGCGCCGCCCCAACUCGGAAACGGUCCUCCCUCUUUUCCUCCCGUCUUCCACGGCUACCAAAUGACGCAAAUACCGCCACAUUUGUAUCAGCAAGCUACGAACAACUACCACCACAACACGAGAAAGCACCACAACACCCCCCACGCGGACCCCAGGAUGACGGACCCCCGUGUUACUGACCCCCGGGCAAAUAACAACAUGCCGCCCCAGUCUUCUAGACCAGCUGAUUUGCCGUCCCUUUCUUCCAACAGCUCCCUUCCAAAACCUGGUGGACCACAUGGACCCACUCUCAAGGCUCUCUCUCCUAACUCCCAAAACAAGAUAUUCGACGUGUCCCGCUUCCAACAGCAAAUACUCCGCAACAACACGUCACCUACUUCCGCCUCUUCCGGAUCUAGUAAAUAGCCGGACCAUGUCCUGCUGCGGCCCAGCAGGGUACUAAUAUGGCCGGACUUUCAUUAGGAAUGUUUAGAUUCCUCUUUCUGAUCGUACGGAUUUUUAGAAAAUUCAAAAUACAAAGGAUUGAGUUGAAAAUGGAGUGAUGACGAUUGAUAAUUAUCUUGAUUCUAAUUAUAGAGUUUUAUAGGAAGUAACACUGCAGUGAAUUUAGCUGUUAGUGAAAGUAGUGGAUGUUUGAUGACUUUGUAGGUAAUAUUUGUUAAGAGAUGAUAUCUAGAUAGUAUCAUAGAUAGGGUAUACCCCGGCCCGGCCCGGGUUAAAUUAGGAUUAAUUAAAAAUCCUUAUGACAACGCUUCUUUGAUUUGAAUCUUUUUUCUUACAACAUUUUUACGUAUCUUUACAUUUAAAGUUAUAUAAGAUUGAUGAUGAGAAUUGAAGCGAGGGCUGUUCGAGCCGAAUAGUUUCGAACGGGAAAGUGAUUAUAAUCAUCUUGACUGUGUGGUGGCUCCUGAUUUGCGGGUUCACCAAGUGGUCGAAUCAUCAUCUUAAAUUAUAGAUACUGCUCUUUGUUUGGGCGGUUAAUUGGGUUACUGAUUACAAAAUUCACUAUUUGAAUCCUCACUAAAUAAUUAUUGUAACGGUUUUUAAUUUUUAUUUAGAAUAAAUUUUAAUAUUUAGUGUUUGAGAUUUUGAGAGAUGUUUUGCUUUAAGUAUACAUGAUUUUAUAUUUCGCCGUCUCGAAAA